CAUUCUCUUCCCUAUUGUCUCCUUUCUCUUUCCCUGAUCUGUCACCAUCUCAUUUCCCAUCUCUCCCUUCACAAUUCAUCAUCAAAAUACAUUAUAAAAUUACACACUUUAUUUUAUUAAAAUAAAAAUAAAAUUUUGAGAUUUGUUAUUAGAAAAAAAAAAAAAAACAGAGUGAUUGACAGUGAAAGUGUGAAAGAACUAUACUUUUUUGUCUGCUUCUCUGUAACCUUGUUUUACUCUCUUACAUUCCAUUUCCUUCAAUUUUGUCUUCAACUUUCCACGCUCCUCUCUCUAGAUUCACUCACCAGUGGGGUUCAAAUCUCUUCUAAACUCUCUCACAUGCCUUGAAACAGGUGAAUACUCUGUUUUUCACCUCUCUGCCAUUUCUCUGUCUUUGCCUCAGAUACCACUUUUUUCGGUGACCCUUUUCUUUCAAUUUGGUAAUUCCAUCAUAAAGUUUGAAAAUUGAAGAGAAAAAAAAAUGAAGGAUUUCCCAUCUUGUUUUGGGGAAAAUGCAGUUCAGGUUUCAGAUUCAUCCUCUUCAAAUUCAAGCAAAACAGCUCAGAAUCUUGUGAUUUGUGUCUACCAAUGUUCAAUUAGAGGUAGAUCUUGCUUAAUUACAAUCACAUGGAGUAAAAGUUUAAUGGGUCAAGGGUUUAGUGUUGGGAUUGAUGAUUCUUCAAAUAAUCAGUGUUUGUGUAAAGUUGAUAUAAAGCCUUGGGUUUUUUCCAAGAGGAAGGGUUGUAAGAGUUUGGAAGCUUAUUGUUGUAAGAUUGAUGUGUAUUGGGAUCUUUCUUCAGCUAGAUUUGGUGUUGGGCCAGAACCAUUGGAGGGUUUUUUUGUAGGAGUAGUUGUUGAUAAACAAAUGGUGCUUCUUCUUGGUGAUUUGAGGAAGGAAGCUUUUAAGAAAUCUAAUGCUGUUCCUUUACCUUUGAAAGCUGUUUUUGUUGCUAAGAAGGAACAUGUUUUUGGUAAGAAGUUGUUUGGUAACAAGGUUGUGUUUUGUGAUAAUGGUAAAGUUCAUGAUCUUGUUAUUGAGUGUGAUACUUCCACUGCUAAGGAUCCUUGUCUGAUAAUUCGGUUAGAUAGUAAGACUGUGAUGCAGGUGAAGAGGUUGAAGUGGAAGUUUAGAGGAAACUAUACUAUACUUGUGGAUGGAUUUGAAGUUGAGGUUUAUUGGGAUGUUUAUAAUUGGCUUUUUGGUAGUUCUAUUGGAAAUGCUGUUUUCAUGUUUAGAACAUGUUUGUCUCAUGAUAAGAUUUGGAAUGCUCAACCUGUUUCGGAUGCGAAUGUUUUGCAGUGGUCUUUCUCUCAGAGGUUUUCUGAGUCCAAAUUGCCACAAGGUCUUGGUUUCUCUCAUGUUUUGUAUGCUUGGAAGAACGAGUAGAGUUGCGUUGUUUCGGCGUCAUCGGUUGCGUACUAACAGAACUUUUAAUGAGUUGGGAUUGAUUGAUUUAUCAAAGAUGAGAACUUUUGUUUGUAUUGUUUCAACCCUUAUACCUUUAAUUUCUCUGUGCAUUUGAACAGAUCUUAGAAUUUUUCAUCACCAAUGGUUGUAUAUUUAUCUUCAAGUGUUAAUUUCAUGAUUCAUAUUACAAAAACUAAAUGGUUAAGUGUUUGUUUUAUGUGUUAUUCAAGUGCUGCUUCUUCAUUCUUGGGAUAUUCUUUUGUUAGAAUUAGUAGUAAUGAACAUAUCCUCUAUAUCCUUAGUUCUGUCGUAUCAUAUAUUCGAAACUUUUUGUAUUGAAAAUUUGAGUUAUCAAAUAUGUAAUUUAGGUGCAAACUAGUAAUGUCCUAAAAUAGAGGAUAUAUUAUCACUGUAGUCACUAAUGCACGCAUUCGGUGCAUCACUGACCAUUGGAUCGAGAUCUAAGUUUAAAGAGGGCGGCCUUGCUGCUCUACUUUGUUAGUUUAUGUUUGGAUCGAUCGGCGGUUUGGCAAAGAUAACGGGACACUGAUUUUGUUGAAGCUCCAAAGUGUAGUUUUUGUCAAAAUUGCAGUGUCUCGCCGUGAUUCUGGCAAUCUCACUGUGAAUUCAAACAUUUGUAGAUCUUUUAUUCUCUUUCACAGCCAAAUCUAAUAGUUUUAUGAUUCUGUCAUGCAAAUCAUGGCACAGGUGUAAACAAUGAUUGUUGCUGACAAUGGUGAUUUCUUGAAAAACAUACAGCUGCAAAUUCAGAUGCCAAUCUCAUAUAGAUUUUGUUUUUGACAUGAAAUGUUCUAAACAAAGGCAAGUAUAUACUACAUUAAAAAUUUGAUGUAUUUAA
Messenger RNA from Vicia villosa (hairy vetch), 2267 nucleotides. RefSeq lists its product as uncharacterized. The record is from RefSeq and is a predicted model, not a curated record. NCBI's taxonomy places the organism in Eukaryota, Viridiplantae, Streptophyta, Magnoliopsida, Fabales, Fabaceae. The transcript has a single exon. The coding region runs from base 482 to 1387 and encodes 301 amino acids.